CCGGAAACAUCUACUACAUGCCGGAUACUCAUGUGAACGCUUUGAAUUCGUGAACAACUCCUCACUUUUUAGGAGAGCCAUGGCAGACCAUGGGGAUGGGUCAGUGCAGAGCAAACAGAGCCGGACAGUCAUCGUCCGUCACCUGCCAGCUGACCUGACCAGAGAGGAGAAGGAGGACCUUCUUAAGUAUUUCGGAGCAGGAGCUGUCCGGGUUCUGUCAGAGAGAGGAGUUCUGAAACACACAGCUUUUGCAACUUUUGACAGUGAGGCUUCCGCUGCUAAGGCACUAAACAGACUGCAUCAGCUCAAGGUUCUUGGCCACACACUAGUUGUUGAAUUUGCAAGGGAACAGGAGAGUGUCACUGUACUAAAGGAUCCACCUGUAACUGAUGGUGCUCCUGAGGAGAAGGAUGGGAAGGGGAAGAAAAGUAAACUACCGCAGAAUGUUCCUCUCAUAGAGACUGGCGUUGCUCCAAACCUGGGGUUGAAAUUCCAAGCGAACCCGACGCUGAAAUAUUUAUACCCUCCCCCUAGUAAUGCCGUCGUGACGAACAUCACACACGCACUGCUGAGCGUGCCCAAGUUUUACGUUCAGGUCCUCCACCUGAUGAACAAGAUGAACUUGCCGUGUCCGUUCGGCCCCCUGACACCCAGACCUCCCAUGUUUGAGAUGUACCACGUACCUGCGGGCCCCGUGCCGCCCCCCUACCCCCCGGAGAACCCCCCUCUGCCGACGGAAGGGACCGACGCCAGCGAGGAGGAGUCUGAGUACGAGAGCGAGGGUGACGAGGAGGAGAAAGAGAGGAUGGUGAGACUGAUGGGCCUGGUCAACCAGCCGUGCAAGAGGCCGGCCCGGACGAAAGCGCCAGCCACCAGGAAGAAGCCCAAGCUGAAGGACCUGCUCUACGCGCCCAAGCCGGAGCCCCACAGUGCUACGGCCCCGGUUCUCCAGGCAUCAGAUGUGUUUGAGCAGCCUCAGGCCCUGGGUCCCAAAAAGAUUGAGUUCCACAUCCCUCCAGAGGUGUCCUCCAUCUUGGAAGCCCCAGACCAGGCUCACCAGCAGGAGAGUGAGGAGGAGAGGGAGGAUAACACAGCUACACCAAAAUGGAGAGUCGCUAAAGUCCAAACAGCAGAGACAGAUGACCAGCAAGGUCCCUCGGACGAGGUGGCGGACGGCUUUGGCAAGAUCUACCCAGCUGUCCAGGCCCCCCCAACGCAGGAGGAGGACAGUGGAGAGGAAGAGGACAUCCCCUCAGACUUCAUCUCCAGGAAGGAGCUGGACAAGGGACGUCUCUCCAGGGACGAGAUGAAAAGGAUGUCUGUGUUUAAAAAUUAUGAGCCCGGCGAAGUGACCUGCAGGUUGUACGUGAAGAACAUCGCCAAGCAAGUAGAAGAAAAAGACUUAAAGUACGUCUAUGGCAGGUACAUCGACAUCACAUCAGAGGCAGAGAGAAAUAUGUUUGAUAUAGUUUUAAUGAAGGAGGGGAGAAUGAAAGGUCAAGCUUUCAUUGGCCUGCCCAGUGAGAAAAGUGCAGAGAAGGCCUUGAGGGACACCAAUGGAUAUGUGCUCAACGACAAGCCACUCGUCGUGCAAUUUGCUCGAUCAGCCAGACCCAAACAAGAUGCUGGAGAUACAAAGAAACCACCAAAGAGGUCUUAGAAGGAUGUUGAUGGCAAAAAAAACGUCUCUGUUGGGAUCGAUGGGGAAAUGUUGUAUCCUUCUAAUCAUGGCAUAUCCUUUCAAGAUACUGGUUUUAACGGGAAUGUUCAACAAUUAGUUCAUCGUACCCUCAUACUGUGACAUUUAGGCUUCUACACUCAAAAGACCCACUUUACAUGGAGUGAUAUUUUGAAUAGAGAUAUUCACACUACCUUCACCUUUCAGUUUGCAAAAUGAUAAAAAAAAAAAACUGUGUGUGAGAUACUACAAUAGAUACCUUUGCCUGAGUCACACUGCAGAGAUCUGACGUUUAGUUGCACAUUUCUCACUUUUCUGCUUCCUCCCAUCUCCUCUCACCCCUGCUUAGCCCUAAUUGCAUUGGCAGCUCCUGUUUUUUUUCUCCUAACAUGUCUGAAAUAAGCUGUGCCCACAUUUAAACUUUUAUCUGCGCCAGCUGACUGUGUUGAACAUUUGCUCUCUCUCUCUCUCUCUCUCUCUCUCUCUCUCUCUCUCUCUCUCUCUCUCUCUCUCUCUCUCUCUCUCUCUCUCUCUCUCUCUCUUCCCACGUCUUUGCCUUUACAGACUGCACGUUUUGACCUGACCACCCUUGACUGAAGACCUUGAUUUGAAUAAAUAAAUGUUUCUUUUAUAAUAAAAUCCAAAAGAGUCUGA
This is a messenger RNA of Alosa sapidissima (American shad), 2332 nucleotides long. RefSeq names its product RNA-binding region (RNP1, RRM) containing 3 (gene rnpc3). Gene Ontology annotation, cellular component: U12-type spliceosomal complex. The coding region runs from base 80 to 1660 and encodes 526 amino acids. The transcript has 17 exons. NCBI's taxonomy places the organism in Eukaryota, Metazoa, Chordata, Actinopteri, Clupeiformes, Clupeidae. The record is from RefSeq and is a predicted model, not a curated record. Gene Ontology annotation, molecular function: protein binding; pre-mRNA intronic binding; U12 snRNA binding. Gene Ontology annotation, biological process: mRNA splicing, via spliceosome.